AUGGGCGGCAUGACCAACUGGAACGAUGUCGAGACCAGGCAGCGUGUCGUGGCGAGCAUAGUUGCCACGGGCGUGAAGAUCAAUCUCAGCGAGGCAGCCAAGUACUACGGCACCACCUAUAAUACCUUCGAAAACAAGUUCCGUCAUAUCAAGAAGCAAGCCAACGAGCUCAAAGCUGCUGCUGAUAAUGGCGAGACCGGCGAUGUACCUACGCCUACUCGUACCAAGUCUGUGCCUUCAACACCACGCAAGCCGAAGACUCCGAGGAAGGAUCCUUUGAGCUCCGUCAGCAAUGGUCGAGUCACCAAACCUUCGCCUAGCAAGAACAACGUCAAGAAGGAGCCCAAUGACAGUCUGUCCUCCUCGUUCUUGCAAGGUCUUGAAGAGUUGCCCAUCGGUUCUUUCGAUGAGUCUAGCUUCGACAUCGAGCACGCUAGCUUCGAUUUCGAGGGUAUGGAGGAUUUUCAGUAG
Molecule: messenger RNA, 471 nt
Organism: Recurvomyces mirabilis
Lineage: Eukaryota; Fungi; Ascomycota; Dothideomycetes; Mycosphaerellales; Teratosphaeriaceae
Exons: 3
Coding region: 1-471 (156 amino acids)
Source: RefSeq, a predicted model, not a curated record